Messenger RNA from Cuscuta europaea, 406 nucleotides. NCBI's taxonomy places the organism in Eukaryota, Viridiplantae, Streptophyta, Magnoliopsida, Solanales, Convolvulaceae. The record is from the annotation of a GenBank genome assembly.
CUCCCAAAGUAUCUGAACCUCCCAAUGAAGUGUUGGAUGUUACUGAUGGUGAAAUAAUUGUGGAUGUUGAUGACACCACCAAUGUUGGUUGGACGCAGGUAAUGAUUGAGGCUUUUGAACUCUAUGAUCCAAAACCGCAAGUCUUGCCUACUGUUAAUCUGGCAUCUUCUUUACCACCUCAAGCCCAGUCAGAUACUCCCUUAAACAUCCAGGUUUCCCCUUCUAAGACUACUGCAAAUAUUUGCUUUGAUGCUAUACAAGAACUGUCACGCCCCGGACCGCGUCCGAGCCACGUAGACAACCGCCGUACAACCCGAUAAGAACAACGACAGUUCAUCCCCAUUGAGUUGUACAAGGCGUCCGAUUGAUUCUAUUGCCAAACCGAUUAGUAAACACAUACAAUCAA